AUGUCUCAAUUGGAAACUACGAUAAUGGCUUAUUUUGAUAAUCGCGGACACGACUCAAGCACGCAAGAAAAAUCCGGAAAAACACUCGCGGCACUUAGUAGGUGGCGAAACCCAUGGUCGGAACACGUGGCGGAUGUCUCACUGAUCACUCAUUAUCAAAUGAGAAUAACAAAACUUGCGAGGAGACAGCCCAGAAUAGAGAAGAUCAGAGAUACUCUACAUAGAUUCGUGGCAAAAAAAUACAGCGAAGCACCUGUGAGCCUGCUUCAUCUCUUCCAGGAUGCCUUGUCGAACAAACAAGGCGAUAUUGUGAAAGCCUUGGUUUAUUCAGAUAGGCCAAUCCUUAAAGCUGCUGACUCGUACCAAACAACCGCUCUUCAGAGCCUUUGUUGGAGCUUUCGAGAAUCCAACACUGAUGUGCUUCAAACCCUAACUGACCAUGGAAUGAAUAUCGAUGCACAAGAUAGCUUUGGUAACACUCCUUUACACAAAGCUAUGGUAUCCUGGAGAAAUAAGUAUACCUUGCGGGACACACCUGCUGCUGUAGCAUUAUUGCUAAAAAAUGGAGCAAAGAAAAAUAUCUGCAACGAGAACGGCGUAACUCUAAUUCAACUGGCGUUGCUUUCAGGACAUGUGGAAGCAGUCGAAUUAUUCCUGACAAAAGAAGAGGAUGUCCAGGAAGUCGAUGAAACGGAAAGAACUCAACAUAAUGACGUAGAAGCAUUCGAAUAUGUUCUACACAAUUAUGACUUUGAUGUAAAUGCAACCAAAUAUGGACGUACGCUGUUGCAUCAUGUUGUUGAGGUAAAUAUGACAUGUUCAGAAACGAAACCACGAAUGAUUAAAUCUUUGGUUGAUAGAGGCGCUAAUCCAAAUGCCAAGGACUAUGAUAAAGAUACUCCAUGUCUAUUAGACUGCAGAGCUUACAUAAACUUUAAAGUAAAAUACAACUAUACAAUUUUAAGACCUCUCCAUUGUGCUAUUCAUAAAGGCCAUUUGAAAAUUGUGGAAUUGCUGGUCAACAGAGCAGCUGCCUUAGAGGCUAAAAGUGCAGAAGGCCAAACUGCACUAGACUACUCUUGUAAAAGAGCAAAUUUAGAUACAGUGAAGCUGCUCUUGUGUCGAGGGGCUAAAAUUAACAAAUCAACCCUACAUCUUGCCAUCGAAGGAUAUGAUCCUGCUGUUGUUAAACUGCUUCUAAAAGCCGGUGCUGAUGUCAAUUAUAGACGUAAAGUAAAGCAUCGUAAAUAUACACGUAGGAAGACACCAUUGCAAUAUGCGAUUAUUAUACAAAAUGACAGCUUGACGACUUUCGACAUUGUAGAUAUAUUGUUGGAGAAUGAUGCUGAUGUUAAUACUGCAGAUUCAACGAUUAUGAAGACACCACUUCAUCUAGCCUGUUUCUCUAAUCGUGAGGAUAAAUGA
This is a messenger RNA of Belonocnema kinseyi, 1425 nucleotides long. RefSeq names its product putative ankyrin repeat protein RF_0381. Gene Ontology annotation, molecular function: protein binding. Bases 1 to 1425 code for a protein of 474 amino acids. NCBI's taxonomy places the organism in Eukaryota, Metazoa, Arthropoda, Insecta, Hymenoptera, Cynipidae. The transcript is spliced from 4 exons. The record is from RefSeq and is a predicted model, not a curated record.